Messenger RNA from Amoebophrya sp. A25, 2649 nucleotides. NCBI's taxonomy places the organism in Eukaryota, Dinophyceae, Syndiniales, Amoebophryaceae. The record is from the annotation of a GenBank genome assembly.
AUUUCGUUGAAGACGAACUGUGUCAUGAAGCGGCCUGAUUUUCCUUCUACAGCAAGCUUGGCGGACAGCGCAAGCUUGGCGGAUAAACUGUGGUAUUCGUCGCUUCAGGACUGUGCGCACUAGCCAUACCUGGACUGGGUACCAUUUGUUUCGCCUUGCGAUCGUCAGCUCUGCCUAGUUGCGGCCUUCGUUUCCCGGGAGGGUGCUUGCAUCAAGAUGGCGCUGAAUACAUUGGAGAAGGCUGCCAGUGCCGGCUGUCUAGCCGAUAUUGAACAGGCGAUGAAAAGUGGUAGCAAGCUCAGCGCGGCGUUGCGAAAAUGCAUCGAUCCCGCGUCUACGGGGAAACCUCCAGCGCAUGAGACGAGGAACUCGCGCAGAAUCUUGGCGCAAAAUGGCCACCAUCUGUAUCGCAUGGGUGACACGAGCCUCCCGGUACUACUUACUUUCUUCUUAUCAUGUCGGAUGAUAUUAUUAAUCUAAGUAUGCUCUUCGUGAAGUUAGUGCUGGACCAGUAUGUGGUAAGUAAAACUAUCCACGCACAUGCAGAUCGAAGUGAUAAUCGAGCGACCUCGUUUCGGUGGACCGGCGCGGCAUAUCACUGUGCAUGGGGAUGCCAAUGUCGGUGAGAUAAAGUUUCCGGCGAACCCGAAAGUGAACCAGAUGUCAGAAGGCAGUAAUUUUGAGGGUUUUCCAGCCUAUGAUCAGGAUAAGACCCCCGCCGCGCUCAAGAAUUUGUACCAGAAGUUUCCGCGUUCGAGCAACGCUAUGGCAGGGCUUUUGGGAGCCUAUUAUAUGGGCUGGAACGAGUACGGGUACACGUUUGAUGGAGAGAACGCGAAGCGAAUGUUUCCAACGACUAGCGACGUAUCGGUGGCCCCAGGCAAGGAAGAUGCGAGACGCGCUGCCGGGAUUUUUAGCGCACCAAUGCGAGACCCGGAUCGUGUCAAGCUGGAACAAGAAGAAGAAAGUAACAUGAAAAAUGAUGCGGUUCUCGUGCGGAAUGGUGUCUACUUUCUUAGGGCGCGAAAUGAUAAUGACUUCUGCUUCAAUCUGAUCAUGUUAGUUCCGAAUUAGCUACAACGAACUAGAUAAAGAUGAUGGCGAUCCCCAAAAACCAGAGGUCGUUGAGUCAUAGAAGAUUGAUAUUACUGAACAUCCACAUCCAGGUUAAGUAUUGGAAAAUCUCUGUCUUCAAUGAAUAUUCUCUAAUUUGUCCUGGAAGCGUGGACUAACGGCUGAGCGCGCAUCUAUGCAUGCCAUCAAGGAGGCAACCCGAAUGGGAAAGAAUGCCGGAGUAUGGCGCUCACAAUUGGGGGUAGGUCGCAACAACUUUUUGAACCGCUUUAUUCCACAAGAAGACACGCCGCUUUCCUUUCGCAAUCCCGCAGCAAUGGGUACUAGUGAGGGCGACCAGAACGAGUUGUGGGGUAGUAUAGCCGACAAUGCGUUGCGCAUGGCGAAAUUCUACGACUAUUUUCAACUUCCGUUCGUCUAUCAGGGUCCGCGAAAAAAGCAGCAUGUGGCGCCCAUACGCAUUACUGUGGCAGUCGAGGGACCAUUCUCGAGUUGGGACGAUCUUCCGACAUUCGCGAUAAAGCUCCUGCCCCCGCCCUCGGGCAAGCUGAACGCGAUGGCUGCGCGGAUCGUCUCGCCGGACGUUGAAACCAGGAUAGUGCCAGAGGGAAGCUUCCUCUAGUGAACCUCACACGCAGCUACGGUGAAUGAUGUCCAACAAAACGCGAAUGAAGAUCACGCAAGCAAAUCCUGAACUACCUAGAUCGGUUUCGCAACCAGAGAAGAGAAGGCUAGCCGACCCAGCAAGGCAAGCUUAGAGAGGCAAUUACAGUUUUGCCUGGCUGUUGUAGUAGCACCUUCUACAAGAACUACCACUCGAACUCUUUCCACGCGCCAUGGAUACAACAACGGAGUUCGACUUCUUGAACUACUCGAGCACCACCGUCACCGGGAUAAUCAAUGCAAGAACAAAGUCUCGCCGGAUAACACCGAGCAGCUGCUAAACUCAAAAAAUAACCGUCGUAGCGGUAGCACAUCCACCGACUUUUUCUGGCACUUACAAAGCGUGAAGGCAAUCCAUCGCACACUGGCAAAGGGGAUAUUUAUACAAUGUGAUCAAUGACGCGUUCAUAUUUUCUCAUGAGGUGCGUUUAUUAGCAGAAAUUUAUACGCAGAUCAUGCUAGCUUAAGUACUGAUGGUGAUGCGGCAUCUUCGACGAUGGCACUGGCAGAAUCCUCUACCUGAAUAGCAUAGAAAGUCGCGAAUGUCGACAGGAAGGACGCGGCUGGGUGACAAAACGAGAACUAAGGUCAAUGAAAAACGAUGACGACAUGACCGGAGCAGUGGAACCAUACAAAGUCGGCUGUUGGAGCAAACCACACACGGAAUGAUACUUGAUGACAUGAUAGCUCAAGCUCUCCUCUGAAUACCUUUCUCUCUCAGCACGCAGAGACUGGGCAGAUACGAGGCGUCCUCGAAUCGUCGUCGUGUAUAGUGGUGGCCUCAAUUUCUUGAAUAGUACUCACGACAACACUUCUCAGACCUAUGAUUUAUUUGUAUUGACUUUCAGCGGUGGACGUACAAUUACACUUCUACUAACUAAUUUGUUGAAUGAAAUCCUUUUAGAUGCAGAU